AUGAUAGUGAGUUUAUUUGUAAUAUUUUAUUUGAUCUCUAUUAUUAAUAAUAUUGUACAUGGAGGAUUGAUAGUUACACCACCAAAACUUGAAUGUUUAGAAGAUGGAUUAAGAAUUCAUUUCAAUCCAUCUGGAAUAUUUAAUGGCCAUAUAUAUGUAAAAGGAUUUUUUUUCUCUCAAUAUUGUCAUCUUGAUUAUGCUAAUUAUCAAAUUUCAACACCUUUUUAUUUUCAAAUACCAUAUGAUAGUGAAUGUAAUGUAAAAAAAGAAAAAACAAAUAAUCCAAAUGGUAUAAAUUAUAGUGUCACAAUAGUAGUUCAAAAUCAUAAAUUAUUUCUUACUGAUAAUGAUCAGGCUUAUCAAAUUAAUUGUUUUUUCCGUGAAAAUCGUACUGAACCAAAUCAUUUAUAUACACAAUCAAUUCAAAUUAAUGAUGUUAAUGAAACAAAAAUUGAUAAUAAUCCUUUUGAAACACAACCAAUUUGUAAUUAUCAAGUUUUAGGAGGUUCAGAAAAUGGUACAAUUGUACAAUUUGCUUCAAUAGGAGAUAUUUUAUAUCAUAAAUGGACUUGUGAAACAUCAGAAAUGGGAAUGCUUGUUCAUAGUUGUAUUGUAAAAGAUUCAAUACAAAAUUCUUUUGAAUUAAUUGAUGAACGUGGUUGUGUAACAGAUAAUACAUUAAUGCACCCAUUGAAUUAUAGUAUUGCACUAAACUCUGUUUAUGCUCCAAUACCGGCUUUUAAAUUUGCUGAUCAAAUGAUGUUAUUUUUUUCAUGUCAAAUUACAUUAUGCAAAAAAGCAUUUAAUGGUUGUGAAGGAAUAACUCCACCAACUUGUAGUUUUAUAGAUUUACCUGAUCAAGGUGGUAUACCAAUGCCUAUUGUUACUAAAAGUGGUACUUCUUCCGGUCAACCUUUAAUAACAUUAACAGAAGAAGAAAGUUCAGGAAGACCAUUUUUAUUAAAUAAUGAUAAUUUAUUUGCACCAAAAUUUGAAAAUUCACCAAAUACUUUUUCUACACUUCCAUCAAAUAUUAUGGUUAAUUCUUAUGGAUACAAUUCAACAUCAUUAUCACCAAUUAAAAAUAAUAGAGAUAUUAUACAAGGAGUAGUUCAAAAACCAAAUUCAUUAAUACAUUUAAGUCGUUUUCCAUCAAAUUCAAAUAAGUCAAAUUUAAAUGAUACCCUAACAUUAGAUGUAGUUGCUGAUCAAUUAAUUGUUUUUGCCAAAGAUGAUGCAAUAAAAGCAAGUCCAUUAAGUAAUCCAAAUCUUAUUUAUUCAACAAAAAAUUGUCAUUAUCCAAUGUUUCCAUUAAUUAUAUUUUUAAUGUUAAGUAUAAUAACUUUUGGUAUAUUAAUUGUAGGAUUAUUAUGUCAAAGAAAAUAUUAUGAAAAAAAAAUUGAAAAAUGGCAUGGUUUUUUUACACCAUUAGAAUUAAAUUAUCAAAGACCUAUUGGUAUACAUCCAAGAGAUUUUUAA
Strongyloides ratti is the source of this 1479-nucleotide messenger RNA. Its product is annotated as Zona pellucida domain-containing protein. Bases 1 to 1479 code for a protein of 492 amino acids. The transcript is spliced from 2 exons. Lineage: Eukaryota; Metazoa; Nematoda; Chromadorea; Rhabditida; Strongyloididae. The record is from RefSeq and is a predicted model, not a curated record.